Messenger RNA from Podarcis lilfordi (Lilford's wall lizard), 5749 nucleotides. NCBI's taxonomy places the organism in Eukaryota, Metazoa, Chordata, Lepidosauria, Squamata, Lacertidae. The record is from the annotation of a GenBank genome assembly.
AUGGCAGCUUCUGGGGGUCCCGUCCGGGAUCUCUGCGAGGAAGCCACUUGCCCCAUCUGCCUGGAGUAUUUCAGGGAUCCAGUGAUCAUCCCGGAGUGCGGGCACAACUUCUGCCGAUCCUGCCUGACCCAGUGCUGGGGGAAAUCCGAGGGAGAGGCUUCCUGCCCUCAGUGCAGGAAAACAGUGGAGCAAGGCAGCAUCAGGAGAAACCAGCAGCUGGCAAAUUUUGUAGAAAUAAUUAAGAAAUUCAGCCUUCUGGGCAGAAAAGAGGAGGGAGAAGGAAAAGGAAGGGUCUGUGAGAAGCACCAGGAGCCCCUGAAGCUCUUCUGCCAGGAGGACCAAAGCCCCAUCUGUGUGGUGUGUGACAGAUCCAAGGAGCACAAAAGCCACGAGGUGGUUCCUCUGGAGGAGGCGUCCCAGGAGUACAAGGUGGGAAAUGGCAGUGGGUCUUUCUUGGGGGUGGAAGAGCUGCAGACUAGAGGGGCUUGUAGUAGUAGUAGUAGUAGUAAUAAUAAUAAUAAUAAUAAUAAUAAUAAUAAUAAUAUUGUAGUGUAUUCUCUCCACUUGGAGCCCAAAGGGAAUUCUUGUGCAGCCUGAUAAAACUAACUUCUGAAACUUUAUACAAUAAACAUUUAUUUUUCUUUUUGAGGGAUUAAAGUGUGCCCAGUGACCCCCUGAAUGCAGGCUGCAGUAACUCCCCUGGGAGGAAAGAUUGCAACAUCUAGCAUUAAUUUAAUAAAAAGGAGGAGGGAGAUGUUGGAGGUGUGCUCAGUGUGGGGGAUUAAUAAUAAUAAUAAUAAUAAUAAUAAUAAUAAUUUAUUAUUUAUACCCCGCCCAUCUGGCUGAGUUUCCCCAGCCACUCUGGGCAGCUCCCAAUCAGUGUUAAAAACAGUAACGUGUUACAUAUUAAAAACUUCCCUGAACAGGGCUGCCUUAAGAUGUCUUCUGAAUGUCAGGUAAUUAUUUAUCUCUUUGGCAUCUGAUGGGAGGGCGUUCCACAGGGCGGGCGCCACUACCGAGAAGGCCCUCUGUCUGGUUCCCUGUAGCCUCACUUCUGCAGCGAGGAACCGCCAGAAGGCCCUUGGUGCUGGACCUGAGUGUCCGGGCAGAACGAUGGGGGUGGAGAUGCUCCUUCAGGUAUACAGGACCGAGGUCGUUUAGGGCUUUAAAGGUCAGCACCAACAUUUUGAAUCGUGCUCGGAAACGUACUGGGAGCCAAUGCAGAUCUCUCAAAAUAGCAAACCCCCCAUGUUUCUCAGCUCUGAUAUAGGGCAGCCCCAUUUCUGCCUCCUCUGGGAUGAAAAAGGGGAACCUCUGCAAAAGACCCAGGGAUGUGGGGCAGGGAGCAAACAUACGAUUCAGCUUCCCUGUUAAUGUGUAAUGCAGCCCAACUUGGAUUCUGUUUCUUUUCAGGAUCAGAUCAGCAGCUGCCUAGACAAUGUGAGGAAGGAGAGAGAGAAAAUUCUAGUAUUUAAAGCAGACACAGAAAAGGAAAUCCAGGACCUGCUUGUAAGCACCAUUGUUACUGUUUUAAGGUGAAAAAUGCUAUAGUCUAAAAUCAAUAUGGGUGGGAGGGGCGGAAAUGAAUAUGGAAUACAGAAAGAGGUUUAUUUUUGAAUGGCCUGAUCUCCUACAGAGCAUGAAAGGCCAUUUAAAGGUGAGGGUGGGCUUGUAAGUUUUUAUGAAGCUCUUUCUCUGCUGAAUAUGUCAGAAGUGGCUUUCCAGUGGAAUUUGGAUAACUGGCCUCUUCAUCCUGCAAGAGCAGACUAGAUGCCUGAUCUUGGCCCACUCUUCUCUUCUUUCAAUCUCUUUGCUGCAGAAACAAACAGGUGCAGAGAGGGAAAAGAUGGUGGCUGAGUUCAGGCGACUGCACCAGUUUCUGGAAGAAAAAGAGAAGCUUUUUCUGGCCCAGAUGGCAGAAGUGGAGAAGGAGAUUGCAGCCCAAAGGGAGGAUCACCUGGCCAGACUAUCCAGGGAACUCUCCUCUCUUGACAGCCUCAUCCGGGAGAUGGAGGAGAAGCUUCAGGAACCAGAGAGUGAACUCCUGCAGGUGAGGCCUCAUCCUGAUGUGAGAGGGUGGAAUGUGCUGCUUCAAACCACAGGCAUUCCUUAGUCACAUAAAAUUGUUGCUGGAAGGAAAACAGUACAUGAAGGGUGAAAGGCGUCAGUCCUGGGGUUGCAAAAGGGGCCUUGCUAGAUGAAACCACAGGCCCCUUCAUUCUAGCAUCAUGUUCUCUCAUUGGCCAACCAGAGGUCUCUGAGAAGCCUAAAAAACAGUAGUGCUCUCCAAACCUGUGAUCCCCAGCAGUUGCCACUCAGCUGCUUAGUAUUUAUAACUGACUGCAGAAAUGGCUCCACUGACAUCUUUCUUUCUUUCCUUCCAGGAUAUUGGAAGCUUCUUGCAGAGGUAAGUGAUGGAAAACCCCUGCCUUAUUCUGAUGCUAGGAAAGUUCCUGCUUAACAAGUGAGAACCUCACUCUCCAGUUUCUCCUUCCAGAGAUAGCUUAGGACUUCAUCGUCAAUUUCACAAAAUCACAGACAAAAAUAGGGACACGUUUUUGUGGUAAUUUGUCGCUAUUGAUCCCAUCUAUGUACAAUCACAGACAGGAAGCCAUUCCCAUUGCAUAUUUCUGGAGGCCCUUCUCUGUGAUGGAAUCAUUUACUCUGCAAUUGAUACAAAAAGGGGGGACAUCCCAAAGGGGCUUGUAAAUAUCUUCACUAUAACUUACCCUUAAAUAUCCAGUGUCUUUCUGGCUCCUGCAGGUUCUUCCUCAGACAUAAGAAUGUGAUAAAGGGCCCUGCUGGAUGAGGCCAGCGGCCCAUCUAGUCCAGCAUUUUGUUUUCACAGUGCCUAACCAGAUGCCAGUGUGAAAUCCGCGGUUAUCAGGAUCCGAGUCCAAACAACUUUAGACACUCAUGAAUUUUGAGAAUCUUCCAUUUUGAAAAUCUAACCACUGUGCUAAAAUACAUUUAUAAUGUUAAUUGCAAAAGCCAUUCUAAAGCAUUCUGAACUUCCUUAUAUUUCAGAAAUGCACAUACCAAAUCUAUUUUCUUUGCUCAUUAAUCACUUUAAAUGCAUCACUAACACUAGUGCAGUCCUAAAAUCUCUGCAUAGGGACCCAGUACUGUUUUUUCUUCAAAAAAAUAAUUUGCAUAUAUCAGCUUCUUUACCUUCAAUCUCAUAUUCAUAUAUUUCCUUCAGUAUAUUUUGGAAGCAGGUGUGUCGGUUUUCCUUCAGCUUCUUAGGUGCUCUCUAGAUGCUCCUUUUUGCCAUAGGAAAACCCUGCUCCCAAGUCUUCAUGAUAUUUCCAUGGUGCCUUUAUCAUCAGGAUGAGACGUCUGCCUUGUCAGAAAGCUCCUUGCAUUGGAAAGAUGGUGGCUUGACUUUGUUCUUCUCCUCCCAGGUCUCAGGAGAAGGAGAACUUAGAGGAUCCUCCUGUGGCUUUUCCUCCUGCCCUGAAGUGGAAGAUCUGGGACUUCAGAGAUAUAAAUCCCUUCCUGGAGGGAGUCAUGAAAAAAUUCAGAGGUAGUAAAGAAGGACUGAAAGUAUUGUUAGCUGGAUGUUUAGAAGUGUUCAUAACAAGCUUCAGGUCAUAGGGAAUAUUAGCCAAGCCAGGAAAAUAGAAGGUCGAAACAACAUGGCGCCGAGGUAAGACGUGCUUGCCGGUGCUCUUCGGACUUCUUUUAAUCUUCUUUUAAUCUUUUAUAUUUUUAUCUUAACUGACUCAGUCAGUUUUUGAGGUAUUUUAUAAUUGCUGCAGCCGCAUGCUAUGGAAACUCUCUGAGAGAUUUGGCCCUGCUCCAGACUGCUGUAAGCUGCUCUUUGUUUCUCUCGUAUCAGCGGGCCGGCUUUAGCUGCUAAAAGAGUUGAGAACGCCAUUAUCUUAAUUGCGUGUCAAGUGUUAUGAGGAAAAGCAUGGGUCAGAAAAAACGCUUGAGAGACUUUGACGAGCCCCUAUCAUCCCCUAAACCAAAACUAUCAAGGUUGGUGCCACACCGGAAUGGAGGAGGGAGUGACCAUGCCGAGCAGUGCUUUGCAGUGGAAACCCAAAAUCGCUUCCUACCUCUAAUUGAUUUAGAAGCUACUCCAAUUCCGAUGACUCAAAAUGUUUCAAAAGUAAAGCCUGUAAAGGAGAAUACGAAAGAAAAACUCUCAUCACAGGAAGAUGGUUUGGCAUCUGUUAUGGGGGAGUUCCCCGGUUGUGAGCAGUUACACUUAGUAAUUAAGACCCUUCACUGUAUUUUUAAAAGGCUGGACGAGGUAUCUUCACAAUUAUCCAAUAUCCUGAUGAAAAUCGAAAAACUUGAAUCAACAACACAAUCUUCAGUUUGUGAGGUGAAAAACUUAUUGCCUCACCCCAAUUCAGAUAAAAUAAAGGAGACUAAAAUGAAAUAUAUCUUAAAUUCCCAAUUGAACAAUCAGAUAUUAACUCUGCAACCCAAGAAAAGUUGCCUUUCUGUCAGGUCGGAAAUAGGAAGAUGGUCAACGCUAGAAGGGGCUAAAGACUGUUCAAGCAAACUUUUAAAAAUUAAGAAACAUCAGAUUGACCUAUAUGCUGUGAUGCUCCUUCCCCGGCAGACCAACUUCUUGAAGGUGAUACUUGCGUUCCACUCUGAAAAGAUACCAUCUAUUACUGUUAGGAGGAAAACGCUUUGUCCAUGGCCGACAUUGUAGCAACGAGGGUUUUUUACAGACAGCAAGAUCAAACCCCUUCUAAAUAGGUGCCCUGGCGGUGAGGACAUUAGGACAAGAGACUUUGCCUUACUUCAAAAUACUGUCAGGCCCAACCGCGAUGACUCUGCAGCGUGCCAUCCUCGACCAAACUCGAUACCUUCUCAAACAGCCAUAUAUGAGGACGAUAACCUGCGGACUGCCCUUGACGAAAGGGAACUUAUUGAUUCAUUCAGAGCCCUCCCUCCGAAAGAACAGUCGGUGAUGAUGCAAAGAUUUGACACGCUUAAAUCUCAGCUUUUGCAAGUCCUACAUAGAGGGGAAGAUACUAAUGAUGUCUCAAAUAAUCCCACUUGGGCUCACCGGACAGAAGUGGUCGACCUUCUUCAGCUCAGCCCCACUCUGAAAUCAAAAACCAUCCGACAAGACUCAAAUCUUCAAGUUGUUUCUGCCCCGUGCGCUACAUCACGAGACGACCAGGCUCUGCCAUCCUCACUGAACUUUCAUCUAUAUUCAUCGACCAACAUACCUAAGGACGAAAUUCUGAUUUCCCUGCUUGACUCAAAUCCCUCUUUAACUCACUCAUCUAUGCCAGAGCUAGAAUCUUCUCCAGUUUCGACCAGAGAUAGAAGUAGUUCACAAGUGAUGCCCCUGAGAGAGUCUUCCACAAUUCCCACCCCCGUGAUGCCCCCUCAAUUACCUCCUUCAAAGGAAACUGCGAAUGUUACACCUCGGGACCCGCCGUCGGAAAUGAUUGAAGACCCGAUGGGACGCAUCAAUAAAAUCAUCCGAAUGUCGGAUGAUAAAUCUGCGAGAGGGUUUACUCCGACGGACUCAAUUUCCCCCUCCCUGGGUAUUUCUCUGUCAAGUUGUACCAAGAAUUUCGAAAUGAAGAGACUUCCUGUUCAGGGAUCUACUCUCAGUGGAUCAUCCACGGUGUGCCAACAGUCGAACCAAAUUGUUAAAAACUUUAAUUUGGAGGGCUCCUCACAGUUACCAUCUUCCCAAAGUAAAAUAACUGACUUUUUUGUUACAUCUUCUGUCUUUAACAGAGAGUCUGCCCCCCCUCCGUUUUGA